AUCUAAAUUUUUGUAUCUAGAACAUCUGUGAACAAGGAAAAUGGCCGACGAAAAUCUGGAAACUGUGGAAAAAAGAAUUUCCUUACUUGAAAAUCUUGUGUUUGGGACUUCUGAAAAAGAUGCUCUCUAUCCAAAAGACUCCAAAUCUAAAGACCAGUGUAUACACAGUCUACUGAAUGCCAAUGCCGAAGUUAAGAAAGCAACAGUAGGAAAGAAGGCUAUUCCUAAAGUCUACAACAGAUUGACAGAACUGAGGAAGUAUUUAGAUCCAGGUUACACAGAUGAAAUGACCUUGUCAGAUGAAGCUGUUACAGAUAUUAUAUUAGCUGAGGAAGAUUUUCUGAAUCAGCAAGCAAAUAGAUUGGAACAAAUGGAAGGAUUAAAAGAAAUUUUAGACAGUGCUCAUAUAAAGGGCAUGCCUUCACAUUCAUCAAAACUGCAAGAACUGAGUAAAAUCCAGGUUGACCAACAGGAUAAGACCGGACUAUUUACAGAUGAUGUGAGAGGUCUGCUAGAGAAUUAUAAUACUAUUGUAUCAUUAGUUUCCAAACAACUUAUACAAUGGGACCAAAUGGUUACUAAAGUAGAAAAGGCCAAACAGAAAUCAUAGGAUGACUGAAUCUCACAGAUACAUUUAAUAGUGCAAUAUUUAUUAAUUUAUCAUGUAUAUUUUGACAUUUUUGUGGAACAGGAAUAAUUGGGUUGUAAAUGUGCUAACAAUAAAGGAUUAAAGCUA
Molecule: messenger RNA, 736 nt
Organism: Mytilus trossulus (common blue mussel)
Lineage: Eukaryota; Metazoa; Mollusca; Bivalvia; Mytilida; Mytilidae
Product: dynactin subunit 3-like
Exons: 8
Coding region: 41-610 (189 amino acids)
Biological process (GO): cytoskeleton-dependent cytokinesis
Cellular component (GO): dynactin complex
Source: RefSeq, a predicted model, not a curated record